CAGCAGUCGGAGCCGCCGCAGCCACUGCUUCGCUUCUCCGCCGCCCCAAAAAUCUAAGGAGCUCAGGCUCCAGCACCACAACCAAAUGGCUGAGCCUCCCAGGCCGGCUGCGCAGUCCGCUCAUUGGACCCUUCCUCCCCACCCGCCGACACCACCAUUGGCUGUGGUGCGGACAUUCUCGGCAAAGAUUGGCUAGAACUCCUGCCGCUCAACCGUAGAGCUCCAGAUCCCGCCUCCACGGUGAUCAGGUUAGUGUGCGCCGCGGGUGCUGGGGGCUCGAGAACCGAGCGGAGCUGGUUGAGCCUUCAAAGUCCUAAAACGCGCGGCCGUGGGUUCGGGGUUUAUUGAUUGAAUUCCGCCGGCGCGGGAGCCUCUGCAGAGAGAGAGUGCGAGAGAUGGAAAUGGACAAACGGAUUCAUUUAGAGCUGCGGAACAGGACGCCCUCUGAUGUGAAAGAACUCGUCCUGGACAACUGUCGGUCGAACGAUGGCAAAAUCGAAGGCCUCACAGAUGAGUUCGAAGAACUGGAAUUCUUAAGUACAAUCAACAUUGGCCUCACCUCAGUCGCGAACUUACCAAAGUUAAACAAACUCAAGAAGCUUGAACUAAGCGAUAACAGAAUCUCAGGGGGCCUGGAAGUAUUGGCAGAAAAGUGUCCGAAUCUUACGCAUCUAAAUUUAAGCGGCAACAAAAUUAAAGACCUCAGCACAAUAGAGCCCCUGAAGAAGUUAGAAAACCUCAAGAGCUUAGACCUUUUCAACUGCGAGGUGACCAACCUGAAUGACUACCGAGAAAAUGUGUUCAAGCUCCUCCCGCAGCUCAAGUACCUCGACGGCUACGACCGGGACGACAAGGAGGCCCCUGACUCGGACGCCGAGGGCUACGUGGAGGGCCUGGAUGAUGACGAGGAGGAUGAGGAUGAGGAGGAAUACGACGAGGAUGCUCAGGUAGUGGAAGAUGAGGAAGAUGAAGAUGAGGAGGAGGAAGGGGAAGAGGAGGACGUGAGCGGAGAGGAGGAGGAGGAUGAAGAAGGUUACAACGAUGGGGAAGUCGAUGAUGAGGAAGAUGAAGAAGAGGCUGGUGAGGAAGAACAGGGUCAGAAG
Messenger RNA from Octodon degus (degu), 1103 nucleotides. It is a transcript of the gene Anp32a, whose product is annotated as acidic nuclear phosphoprotein 32 family member A. Gene Ontology annotation, biological process: nucleocytoplasmic transport; regulation of apoptotic process. The record is from RefSeq and is a predicted model, not a curated record. The transcript is spliced from 7 exons. The annotation marks the transcript as partial. Gene Ontology annotation, molecular function: histone binding. Lineage: Eukaryota; Metazoa; Chordata; Mammalia; Rodentia; Octodontidae. Gene Ontology annotation, cellular component: perinuclear region of cytoplasm; nucleus.